Molecule: messenger RNA, 1281 nt
Organism: Saxophila tyrrhenica
Lineage: Eukaryota; Fungi; Ascomycota; Dothideomycetes; Mycosphaerellales; Extremaceae
Exons: 2
Coding region: 1-1281 (426 amino acids)
Molecular function (GO): (S)-2-hydroxyglutarate dehydrogenase activity
Source: RefSeq, a predicted model, not a curated record
AUGCUAGCCCGGCGCGCACUCACAACUUGCACCCGCCACUCGAGCCGUUGCUUUUCCUCGACCGUCAAACGGCAAGCAGAUUUCACGCACGCGGUCAUUGGCGGCGGCACUGUGGGACUUGCGAUUGCAAGAAGGCUACAGAGGAUUGAUGGUGCACAGGUGGUGUUGAUUGAGAAGCAUGGGAUGGUGGGGACGGAGACGAGUUCGAGGAAUUCUGAGGCGAUCCAUGCGGGUAUAUACUAUGGCCAUGACACGCUCAAGACGAAGCUAUGUGUGGAGGGGAAGAAGAUGAUGUACGAGCUUUGUGAAAAGAAUCGCGUCCCGUACAUGAACUGCGGCAAGUGGGUAGUAGCUCAGGACGAUGAGCAGCUCGACGCGCUGAAGGGUGUUCAUGACUUCGCGAAGAGUAUCGAUGUGCCUAUCCGCUUCAUCUCGAAGGAAGAGGCGCAGACGCGGGAACCUCACGUUCGAGCGCAAGCGGGUGCACUUGAGAGUCCAUCGACUGGCAUCGUUGACAGUCAUUCGUAUAUGCAGUUCCUGCAGGGUGACUUUGAGGAGGCAGGGGGAACGACUGCGCUGGCGAGUCCUGUCAGUCAUAUUUCUCCUCCAGCAAACGGAAGUGGCGAAUGGAAGAUCUGGACGGCUUCUCCUGGCUCUGAAGAACCCGUACCAUCAUCGCCUUCGCCUCAGACGCAUGAUCAAACUACGGCACAGGGAGAAGACGACACUUUCAUCACAGCUGAGACCCUGAUCAACAGCGCUGGCCUGUACGCAUGCGGCAUCAACAACAUGAUCCUCCCUCCAUCACGGCAUCGGACACCGUACUAUGCCAAGGGCUCAUACUUCUCCUACUCGAAGUCACACCCCAAAACGAACACCUUGAUAUAUCCUGCGCCUAUACCCGGCCAUGGCGGUCUCGGCACACACCUGACCCUUGACAUGGGCGGCCGGAUACGAUUCGGUCCAGACGUCGAGUGGGUGGACAAUCCGAACGAUCUCGCGCCGAACCCGGACGGCGAGCGGUUCAGGACUGCGAUCGAGGAUAUCAAGUCCUACUUGCCAGGGCUGGAUGGCGACGCUGUAAUGUUGGAUUACUGUGGUAUUCGACCUAAACUUGGGAAAGGUGGCGCGCAGAACACCGGCAAAGGAGAUUUCAUCGACUUCUACAUCGAGAAGGAGGAGGGUUACGAUGGGUUUGUGAAUUUGCUAGGGAUCGAGAGUCCGGGUCUGACGAGCAGCCUGGCGAUUGCGGAGCAUGUGCAUGAUCUCUUGUAUAGAUGA